AUGUGGUUGAAUUGGAUAUAUGAAGUCUAUGAGCAUUUAAUUCUGGCUGAUCACGCAUGCCCACAUUUUGUUCAUUGCUACCGCAUUUUCAUAUUCUAUUCCGACAAAACUGUACAUAUAUUAUGUAUUUAUAUCUGUGUAUACCUGUCCAGGUUAUUUAUCAAAGUAUUUAGUGAUUUUAUUGGCGAUUAUUUCAAGCUAUGUCAUCAUACUGUUGCAUUUGUUACUACCAAAUUUACUGUAUUCAUUACGUCAUGCACA
Molecule: messenger RNA, 261 nt
Organism: Cylicocyclus nassatus
Lineage: Eukaryota; Metazoa; Nematoda; Chromadorea; Rhabditida; Strongylidae
Source: the annotation of a GenBank genome assembly